CUCAUACGCACAAAUCACAUGUGCUUGUCAUAAUCUUUCUUGGUCUCUUCUUUUCCCCUUCUGUCAGCAACUUUUAAUCUUUAAAAUCAUCAGAAAAAAAGGCAGGCAAUGGCCAAUGAUCAAAUGAAACCCGUGGCUGGUCUGCUUUUGUUCCUUAAUUUCUGCAUGUAUGUCAUUGUUUUGGGGAUUGGUGGAUGGGCCGUCAAUAAAGCCAUCGAUCAUGGUUUUAUCAUUGGACCUGCCUUUGAACUUCCCGCGCAUUUCUCACCCAUUUACUUCCCCAUGGGAAAUGCUGCCACUGGAUUCUUCGUGACAUUUGCUAUGCUAGCCGGAGUUGUCGGUGUAGCAUCUGCCAUUGCCGGCAUUAACCAUAUCCGUUCAUGGCAUGCCAGUAGCUUACCGUCAGCAGCUUCGGUUGCAGGCGUUGCUUGGACCCUUACUCUACUUGCCAUGGGAUUUGCCUGCAAACAGAUUGACCUUGAAAUCAGGAAUGCUCGUCUGAGAACAAUGGAAGCAUUUAUAAUCAUUCUUACAGUUACACAGCUUUUUUACAUAGCAGCGAUUCACGGUGGCGCUUAAACGAUAUAUGUUGAAAACAUGGUUAAAUGCUCCGUGAUUGCGUCUUCAUUUUAUAUCUUUUGUCGCCAUGAAUUUUUCUCUUUUGUAUUCAUUUGAUUCUUUAGAUGUAAUUGGUGUGUGAUACAAUUGGAUUUUUACAUCUUGUAAAAUCUUCUGGUGCAAUAACAAGAUUUCAUCAAUCUCCCAA
This is a messenger RNA of Gossypium raimondii (Peruvian cotton), 766 nucleotides long. Its product is annotated as membrane protein PM19L. NCBI's taxonomy places the organism in Eukaryota, Viridiplantae, Streptophyta, Magnoliopsida, Malvales, Malvaceae. The record is from RefSeq and is a predicted model, not a curated record. The transcript has 4 exons. The coding region runs from base 109 to 579 and encodes 156 amino acids.